Molecule: messenger RNA, 858 nt
Organism: Eublepharis macularius
Lineage: Eukaryota; Metazoa; Chordata; Lepidosauria; Squamata; Eublepharidae
Gene: MND1
Product: meiotic nuclear divisions 1
Exons: 9
Coding region: 76-738 (220 amino acids)
Biological process (GO): reciprocal meiotic recombination
Cellular component (GO): nucleus
Molecular function (GO): double-stranded DNA binding
Source: RefSeq, a predicted model, not a curated record
GGAAGUGCGGCGAGGUUUGAUUUUUGCGCGGCAUUUUCCCCUCCAACUCCCGCCUGGAGCCGCUUGAGGAGCGCGAUGAAAGAAUCAGCACCUUUACCUACCUUAUCUGGAUCCAGCCUAAGAUCAAAGAAAAGGGGACUGAGUGUUGAAGAGAAGAGAGCUCGAAUGAUGGAAAUAUUUUUUGAAUCAAAAGAUGUGUUCCAGUUAAAAGAUAUUGAGAAAAUUGCUCCAAAAGAGAAAGGAAUCACUGCAAUGUCAGUGAAGGAGGUCUUACAGAGUUUAGUCGAUGAUGGUAUGGUGGACACGGAUAGGAUUGGGACUUCAAAUUACUUUUGGGCUUUUCCAAGCAAAGCUCUUCAUGCAAGAAAAUGUAAAUUGGAUGAACUGAAGAAUCAGUUAUCAGAAUAUAGCCAGAAGAAAGAGAGUUUACAGGAAAACAUUGAAAAAUCAAAAACUGGACGCCAAGAUACUGCAGAACGUGCUGCAUUAACAAAAGAACUUGCUGCCCUUCGUCAGAAUAAAGACCAACUGAAGUCAGAAAUAGAAAAAUACAGAGAGUGCGACCCAGAUGUUGUUGAAGAGAUCCGACAAGCAAAUAAAGUAGCUAAGGAGGCAGCCAACAGAUGGACUGAUAAUAUCUUUUCAGUAAAAUCUUGGGCCAAAAGGAAGUUUGGAUUUGAAGAAAACAAAAUUAACAAAACAUUUGGUAUUCCAGAAGACUUCGAUUACAUUGACUAAAAGUGGUUAGUAAAGAUGGCAAAUAAUACUAUUCAGCUGGCAUUAUUUUUAUUGUGCAAUUUCCUUUUUCUAAAAAUUUGAUUGUUACUUGUACUUUGGUAAAUAAAGUCUGGAAGUAGA